Molecule: messenger RNA, 921 nt
Organism: Aspergillus terreus NIH2624
Lineage: Eukaryota; Fungi; Ascomycota; Eurotiomycetes; Eurotiales; Aspergillaceae
Exons: 6
Coding region: 1-921 (306 amino acids)
Source: RefSeq, a predicted model, not a curated record
AUGGACUAUCGUUAUGUAAACGGAGAUCGCGGCCAUAAUCCUUACCCCGAGGGUAAUGGCCCCCCUUACCAACAACAAUAUCCACAGUACCCCGUAGCGGACCAGGUGUACCCCGAUGCUAUUCCCCGUACCUACCAACAACCACAGCAGCAGUACGGCUUUCCAACCCAGUCAUUUGCACCAGGGCGGCCGCCCUAUCCAAGCACAGGUGUAUCCUAUCCCGGUGGCUACAGAUCCCCUCCAGUGGAUGGCCGAAUUAGGGGCAAUUCGGACUUCUCUGGAUCGGCUGCCCCUGCGCUCCACGCUCCACGGGACUACCCCCACCGUGAGGAAUCCGAGGUCCCACGACAAGACCGCACUCGGCGUGACAGCCACCCUGGUGGUGGUUACCGUGUCGAAUCCGAUCCGCAACCGCGUCGCCACACGGGACGCGAUCUUGCAAGACGCCAUAGCAACAGACCAGUUGAAACCGAAGAAGAGGCCGAUGGUGUGGAUCACUUAUCACCUGCGCUAGCGAAUGUCCAUCUAAAUGGGGAGCUUGCGGAUACCAAGUCAGGUCUGAUCCGAGAAGAUUCUUCAAACAAGGAAGGGCAAGUCCACGAUAUCCCGAAUGGUUCCCACGCUAUUUAUACUUACAAGAACCGAGGUGUGUCCAAGAGUGCCGCAGACGCAUCCAAGCACGCCAUCGUAUACAUGGAAGGCAGCAGACCCACUGCAAGUUCCUUGGAGCCCCGGAUGUUGAGUAAAGCGUUAGAGAUCCAACCGAUCUCCGAUGAUCAUAAGCUCAGCCCUAUGUCACGGCUGAACUUUGGCAAAUUAUUCACCGUGGAACAUAAUGUCAAGGUGGCCCCCGUGGGAAGAAUCACAGAACGCUCAAUGCCAGAUUUCUUGGCCUAUGCGCGCCGCGAGAUCUGGGUCUGA